AUGUAUUAUGUGGAGAAUCAAGUUAAAAAUCAUGUUUUUUGCUUACAGGUGAUCGGAGUGAAGUUGACUGGCCAGAUGAAGGGAUGGACCUCCCCCAAGGACAUUAUCUUAAAGGUUGCUGGUAUCCUGACAGUCAAGGGAGGUACUGGAGCUAUCAUUGAGUACCAUGGGCCGGGCGUGGAUAACAUCUCUUGUACUGGUAUGGGUACCAUCUGCAACAUGGGUGCUGAGAUCGGAGCCACAACCUCGCUGUUCCCCUUCAACAAGCGGAUGGGUGACUACUUACGUGCAACCGGCAGGGGAGACAUUGCUGCACAGGCAGAAGCCAACAAGGAUCUACUCACCCCAGACAGUGGUGCACCAUAUGAUCAGCUUAUCGAGAUUGACUUGUCUACCCUGGAGCCCCAUGUCAACGGCCCCUUCACCCCCGACUUGGCACAUCCCAUCUCCAAGCUGGGCGCCAACGCUAAGAAGGCAGGUUGGCCCAUUGACAUCAAAGUCGGGCUUAUUGGUAGCUGUACCAACUCCAGCUACGAGGACAUGGCGCGUUGUGCUGCCAUCGCCAAGGAAGCCAUGAAUCACGGUCUCAAGUCCAAGAUUCCCUUCAACGUGACCCCCGGCUCAGAGCAAGUUAGGGCUACCAUCGAACGUGAUGGAAUUGCGGAGACACUGCGCCAGUUUGGUGGCACUGUGCUGGCAAAUGCCUGUGGCCCUUGUAUCGGCCAAUGGGACCGCAAAGAUGUCAAGAAGGGAGAGAAGAAUACCAUCGUCAACUCAUAUAACCGCAACUUCACCGGGCGUAAUGAUGCCAACCCAGCUACUCACGCAUUCGUCACCUCCCCAGAACUGGUGACAGCUCUCAGCAUCGCUGGCUCACUGGACUUUGACCCUACUAGUCAGAAACUCAAGGGCAAGGAUGGCAAGGAGUUCAAGUUGUCCGAUCCAUUUGGCCCCGAACUGCCUGUGAAGGGAUUCGACCCUGGUGUAGAUACAUACCAAGCUCCACCCCCUGAAGGCGCUUCUCUUAAGGUGGAUGUUGACCCCAAAUCCCAGCGGUUGCAGCUAUUGGAACCCUUUGAUGUUUGGGAUGGCAAGGACUACGUGGACAUGACCAUUCUCAUCAAGGUAAAAGGAAAGUGCACGACAGAUCAUAUUUCUGCCGCCGGACCUUGGUUGAAGUACAGAGGACACCUUGAUAACAUCUCAAACAAUCUCUUCCUUACAGCAACAAAUGCUGAGAAUAACGAGCUCAACAAGAUCAAGAACAGGUUAACAGGCGAGUGGGGACCAGUGUGUGAUGUUGCGAGGGCUUAUAAGAAGGCUGGAGUUAGGUGGGUAGCUAUUGGAGAUGAGAACUACGGAGAGGGCAGCAGUAGGGAGCAUGCUGCACUGGAGCCACGUCACCUUGGCGGCCGCGCAAUCAUCACCAAGUCCUUUGCACGUAUCCAUGAGACAAAUCUGAAGAAGCAAGGCCUGCUACCCCUCACCUUCGACAAGGCAUCUGACUACGACAAGAUCCAGCCUGGAGACAAGAUCUCACUGCUCGGCCUCAAAGAUCUGGCACCUGGCAAGCCUGUUGUCUGUGAACUGAAACAUGAAGAUGGAAAGACAGAUAAAAUCCACCUCAAUCACACAUUGAACGAGCAGCAGAUCGAAUGGUUUAAGGCAGGAAGUGCCCUGAACAGGAUGAAGCAGCUUGCGAAGAAGUGAACUCAAUUUCAGCUAGACAAUAAUUAACUCUUAGGUCCCGUCUCAUUUAGAACAGAAGACUGCAACUUCCAAAUUUUGAGUCGAAUUACUCUCAAGUAAAUCGAUUGGUGGUUAGACACUGAAUCGUCCCGAGACCCCUGGGCCGAUUUGGUGACUAAAGGAUUGAGUUUUGUCAACCGGAAGUAUUAAAUUAUCGUAGAAACCACUCUGCUGUGAGUGUUCUCAGUGGCUACCGAUGUAAUUAUUAUUAUGCCUUAAUAACCUCUAUCCUACUCUAAAUGUCUUUUGUAAAUAUUGUUACAAAAUAAAAAUGUAAAUUUCAA
Messenger RNA from Homalodisca vitripennis (glassy-winged sharpshooter), 2033 nucleotides. RefSeq names its product aconitate hydratase, mitochondrial-like. NCBI's taxonomy places the organism in Eukaryota, Metazoa, Arthropoda, Insecta, Hemiptera, Cicadellidae. The coding region runs from base 1 to 1710 and encodes 569 amino acids. The record is from RefSeq and is a predicted model, not a curated record. The transcript has 11 exons. Gene Ontology annotation, cellular component: cytosol; mitochondrion. Gene Ontology annotation, molecular function: aconitate hydratase activity; 4 iron, 4 sulfur cluster binding. Gene Ontology annotation, biological process: tricarboxylic acid cycle.